Molecule: messenger RNA, 1026 nt
Organism: Striga hermonthica
Lineage: Eukaryota; Viridiplantae; Streptophyta; Magnoliopsida; Lamiales; Orobanchaceae
Source: the annotation of a GenBank genome assembly
AUGGAUAAGAAGAAAGUUGUGGCUCCAUUGGUCUGCCAUGGUCAUUCUCGCCCGGUUGUUGAUGUGUUCUACAGUCCAGUAACGCCCGAUGGGUUCUUCCUUGUCAGUGCAAGCAAGGAUUCAACACCAAUGCUGAGAAAUGGAGAGACUGGAGAUUGGAUUGGGACUUUUCAAGGACACAAAGGUGCUGUAUGGUCUUGUUGCUUGGAUAAAAAUGCGCUGCGUGCAGCCUCUGCAUCUGCUGAUUUCUCUGCGAAAUUAUGGGAUGCAUUGACUGGAGACGAGUUGCAUUCAUUUGAGCACAAGCACAUUGUUCGUGCUUGUGCCUUCUCAGAGGAUACCCACUUUCUGCUUACUGGAGGAAUGGAAAAAGUUCUUCGCAUAUAUGAUUUAAAUCGGCCAGAUGCACCUCCCAGGGAAAUUGAAAGGUCUCCUGGUUCUGUGAGAACUGUUGCUUGGCUACAUAGUGAUCAAACAAUUUUAGGUUCCUGUACUGACAUGGGUGGUGUAAGGUUGUGGGAUGUGAGAACCGGCACAAUUGUUCGGACGCUUGAGACCAAGUCCUCUGUAACCAGUGCUGAGGUUAGUCAAGAUGGCCGCUAUAUAACAACUGCAGAUGGGUCUACUGUCAAUUUCUGGGACGCAAAUCACUUUGGAUUGGUAAAGAGUUACUCAAUGCCCUGUGGUGUGGAAUCAGCUUCUUUGGAGCCAAAAUAUGGUAACAAGUUUAUUGCUGGUGGAGAGGAUAUGUGGAUUCAUGUUUUGGAUUUUCACACAGGAGUCGAAGUUGGUUGCAACAAGGGGCAUCAUGGUCCAAUCCAUUGCGUUCGUUUCUCGCCAGGUGGCGAAUCAUAUGCCUCGGGAUCUGAAGACGGGACCAUCAGAAUAUGGCAGACUGGUCCAACUAACAAUGUCGAGCAAGAAGCUUCCGGAACCAGUUUAUCCGAGGUUAUUACUCAGCAGGUUGAGAAUGUGCACAUCACAGAUGAAGAUAAACCCAAUCAAAAGUCGACAGAGGCAUACUGA